This is a messenger RNA of Phymastichus coffea, 2114 nucleotides long. It is a transcript of the gene ash2, whose product is annotated as set1/Ash2 histone methyltransferase complex subunit ASH2. The record is from RefSeq and is a predicted model, not a curated record. Gene Ontology annotation, cellular component: Set1C/COMPASS complex. Gene Ontology annotation, molecular function: protein binding; transcription cis-regulatory region binding. Bases 343 to 2079 code for a protein of 578 amino acids. The transcript has 12 exons. NCBI's taxonomy places the organism in Eukaryota, Metazoa, Arthropoda, Insecta, Hymenoptera, Eulophidae.
AUUUUUCCUUCGCAAUAACGCCACGCGCCUCUCAUUCACAUCUGCGCGCUUUCGUUCUCGAUCAUCUGUAUAUGGCGUCACGAGUUUUCUGCUGCGUUAAUGCCACCUUAGACGAUAUUUAGGUGUAGUUCAAAUACCAACAAUUUGAAAAUGCCGCGCGUGGCAGCACUGUACGACACCGGCAUCGAGGCUCUACGCGCUGCUAGCGCUCGUCACGACUCGCAUGUCGCGGGCCGCGGCUCGAUUCACAUUCGACGACGCAACGCUGCGAGCUGAUCUUUGUCGUUUCACGCUCUUGUCGUUUGUCGUGCACAACUUUGUUUACAAUUUUUUAGCUCCAAAAUGUCAGUUGGAAAAGAAGAGAGUACAACGCCAGAGGCUACGGAAAAUUCACAAAACAGCACUGCGGAUGAGAAAGAAAAUGAAAAAGCUGAAGAGAAACCAAAAAUUGAUGUCAACAAACCAGAAGAAGCAACUGAAAAAACAAAUGGACGGACAACUGCUGUCGAAAUAGGCAAUUGUUAUUGCGGUAAAGAUAGAAAUUUAAACCUUGCAGAAUUACUCUGCGCAAGUUGCACAAGAUGGUUUCAUGAAUCUUGCAUUGGUUACCAAUUGGGAAAACUUGUACCUUUUAUGACAAACUAUGUUUUUAUGUGUAAAAAUUGCUCACAAACUGGACUUGAAAGUUUCAAAAAGAGCCAAGCACAAUUUCCUCAAAUGUGUGUUACUGCAAUUGCCAAUUUGAUGCAGAUUUGUCAGAAAGAAAAUAAUAAUAGAUUACUGUUUCAUAAAGAUAAAGAUAUAAUACCAUUUAUUGAGAUGCAUUGGGAAAGUAUCACUACCAUGCCUCGUAGAGUAACACAGUCAUGGCAUUCUAGGAUUUUCAAAGCUUUAACAAAAGAUCUUGGAACUCUUUUUAUAACAGAAGAAAAUCAAAUUGAAGGAUCACUGUAUGGACUAAUAAACUCUGAUUUGUUUACAAUUAAACCUAAUUAUGAAGCUAUGAUAAAAGGAGGUACGUUAAAAGUAACUGAAAUGGGAGUACAACAAGUUGUACCAAUGGCUGGUGGAAUAAGAGGACGUAAUGCCAAAAGAAAAUUUCCUGGAGAAGGAACUGGAGCUGGUGCAGGUAAAAAGGGUAGAGGCUCAGACUUGGUGGUUCCAAAGUUACCUGCCCAUGGAUAUCCACUGGAACAUCCUUGGAACAAAGACGGUUACAGGUACAUUUUAGCAGAACCUGAUCCACAUGCACCUUUUAGACAAGAAUUUGACGAGAGCAGUGACUGGGCAGGUAAACCUAUUCCAGGAUGGUUAUAUAGACCUUUGAGUCCAAGUUCGGUUCUUCUUGCUCUACAUGACAGAGCUCCACAGUUAAAGGUGUCAGAAGAUCGAUUAGCUGUUACUGGCGAUAAAGGAUAUUGCAUGAUUAGGGCUACACAUUCGGUAUGUAGAGGAACAUGGUACUGGGAAGCUGCUAUAGAAGAAAUGCCUGAAGGUUCUGCAACCAGACUUGGCUGGGGUCAAGAAUAUGCCAAUCUACAAGCGCCUCUAGGAUAUGAUAAAUUCGGUUACUCGUGGCGAUCUCGAAAAGGCACACGUUUUCAUGAAAGCAGAGGAAAGCAUUAUAGUAAUGGAUAUGGAGAAGGAGAUAUAUUAGGAUUUCUUGUAAUUUUACCAGAUAUUCAUAGUCCAACCCAUAUUCCUAAUACUUAUAAAGAUCGGCCUUUAGUAAAGUUUAAAAGUCACUUAUAUUAUGAAGAAAAAGAUUCAGUUCCUGAUGCUAUAAGAGCAUUAAAGCCUCUUAUGGGCAGCAAAAUCAUAUACUACAAAAAUGGAGUACCUCAGGGUGAGGCAUUUGUAAAUAUUUAUAAUGGUGCUUACUAUCCGAGUAUUUCAAUACAUAAGUCAGCCACUGUCUCUGUCAAUUUUGGACCAAAUUUCAAGCACCCUCCCAAAGACGUUAAUUUUAGAGGAUUGUACGAAAAAGCAGAAGAAGCUAUAGCCGAGCAAUGCAUGGCAGAUAUGCUAUAUUUUACAGAGAACGAAGGAAAAUUAAGAUUAGAUACUUUUGCAUUAUGACAUUAGUGGCCUUUUUUUGUUUGAUUUUAUUUUUA